UUCAAACGACACCUUUCACCAUGGCGACCACGGGCAUGCAGUUGCUGGGCCUAAUCCUGUCUCUUGUUGGGUGGGUUGGUGGGUUGGUAGUCUGUGCCAUCCCCCUGUGGCGAGUCACUGCCUUCAUCGGUAACAACAUAGUGACGGCUCAGAUCAUUUGGGAAGGCCUUUGGAUGAAUUGCAUUGUGCAGAGCACAGGUCAGAUCCAGUGUAAGGUGUACGACAGCUUGCUGGCCCUGCCCAGUGACAUGCAGGCUGCCCGAGGCCUCACUGUGUUCUCCAUCCUGAUCUGUGGCCUGGCUCUGGCUCUGGGGGUCCUAGGAGUCAAGUGCACUAAGUGCAUUGGUGUAAACAGUGUCAAGGCCCGUAUCGCUCGCAUCUCUGGUGCCCUUUUUGCCAUUGCAGGGUUACUCUACCUUGUGCCUGUCUGUUGGACUGCCCACUCCAUUAUCAGGGAUUUCUAUGAUCCACAUGUGGCAGCUCCACACAAGCGUGAGCUUGGCCCUGCCCUGUACAUCGGCUGGGGGGCGUCAGCUUUGCUCCUCAUCGGGGGAUCUCUGCUCUAUGCUGGGUCAAGUCCCCCUGGCAUCCCAGGCUCUCCCACCUUCAGCAGUGGAGAAAGCAGUCCUCGCAGGGCACCUGCCACACAAGUCAAAGGUUAUGUUUAAGUUUCCAAAAUGUCCGAAUGCCUUCAAGUCCCACAAAUACGCCCCAAACCUGAUUCCUCUCCUUCUGAUUUAGCUCCUUGUAAUUAUUUUAUAUUUAAUGUUAUUCCAGUAAGCUUUUUUUCUCUGAAAAGCUGCAGGAGGCUACUAGGGGAAAACUGAACUCAUUUUAUUAUUUCAUACCUGAUAUCCUUCAAUAACCUUGUUCUCUGUCUGUCAGUGUAAAAUACAAUAAAAUUUUGGUUCUCCAAAUCCUCUACUGAGA
Messenger RNA from Epinephelus lanceolatus (giant grouper), 930 nucleotides. RefSeq names its product claudin k (gene cldnk). NCBI's taxonomy places the organism in Eukaryota, Metazoa, Chordata, Actinopteri, Perciformes, Serranidae. Gene Ontology annotation, cellular component: bicellular tight junction; membrane. Gene Ontology annotation, molecular function: structural molecule activity. The record is from RefSeq and is a predicted model, not a curated record.